This is a messenger RNA of Danio aesculapii, 742 nucleotides long. RefSeq names its product kinesin light chain 4 (gene klc4). Gene Ontology annotation, molecular function: kinesin binding. The record is from RefSeq and is a predicted model, not a curated record. Lineage: Eukaryota; Metazoa; Chordata; Actinopteri; Cypriniformes; Danionidae. Gene Ontology annotation, biological process: microtubule-based movement. Gene Ontology annotation, cellular component: cytoplasm; membrane-bounded organelle; kinesin complex. Bases 188 to 727 code for a protein of 179 amino acids. The transcript has 3 exons.
GGCAGAGUGACGUCAUUUGUACCGACGCGGCUGUCCUUGUGCGCAUGCGCAGAGUCACAUCCACAGUGGACAUCUUGGAAUUAAAGGGGCUUCGAGAGAAUCCGGACAAAGCGACAGAUUCAGAUCCCGGCUGACCCGCUGCCGCUCUCCAGGGUGUGUGUGUGUGAGAGAGAGCGUGUGUUCCAGCAUGUCCACCAUGGUGUGUGUGCGUGAGGAGAAGCUGGAGAAGCUGUCGCAGGAGGAGAUCAUCUCCAACACUCGGCUGGUGGUGCAGGGGCUGGAGGCGCUGAAGAGCGAACACACCUCCAUCCUGCAGAGCCUGACGGAGACGCUCCGGUGCCUGAAGAAGGAGGAGGAGUCCAGCCUGGUGCAGGAGAAGACCAGCCUACUGCGCAGAUCUGUGGAGAUGAUCGAGCUGGGGCUGGGGGAGGCGCAGGUGAUGAUGGCUCUGUCGAAUCACCUGAACGCAGUGGAGUCGGAGAAGCAGAAGCUGCGUGCGCAGGUGCGUCGUCUGUGUCAGGAGAACCAGUGGCUGCGGGACGAGCUGGCCAACACACAGCAGAAGCUGCAGAGGAGCGAGCAGAGCGUCGCACAGCUGGAGGAGGACAAGAAACAGCUGGAGUUCAUGAACAUGCUGAAGAAAUACGACGAGGACGCCUCGCCUGCGGUCAGACAACACACACACACACACUCACUCAUACAUACCCUCACACACUGUUUAAAGUGAACACACACACACAGU